GCAAAGCAGUACACAAGCCAGCCCACAGGCCACACCCGAUGGCCCAUCCGGCCUUUCCCACCCCUCGCCGAUUCCUCCGAGGAAAAGAAACGCCGGCCGCAAUCAAACGCCGGCCGCAAUGGGGAACGUGGAACCCUUGCAGCCGGCAGCGUCGCGCCGCUCCCGCCCCUUGCCGCCUCGGCUCGUCGCCGGUGGCCGGCCUCGCUCCAUCCAGCAAGCUGACCAGCUCGACUGCUCGAGCUCGUCCUUGACGUCGCCGAUUUGAUUUCUCCCUUUCAGCCCAACCCAGCCCAAAGCCGCCAGAUCACGACACUCCGUCCAACCUUCGGCGCCACCCAAGCACCAAUCCCCUUCUCCGCCGCCUCUUCUCUUCGUCGCCGGUGAAGAUGAUUCCCCAGAGCCAGAGCAGCUCCCUGCAGCGCCUUCAACACGUCGAGAAGCGGAUAGUGCGGGUGCUGGAGCUUGCGGGAGCGGUGAUGGAGGAGCUGGGAAACUCUCAGGGCCCUCGCACCGAUGCAGUCGGCGCGCACUGCCGCGAGUUCAUGAUCGCUAUGAAGGAAAUUCAAACAACGUUGCGUGAGGAAAUCAAAAGUGCUUGUGAAUAUCGUCCAUUUGAAAAGUGUGAUUACAGCGCAAGGAUUGCUAAUGAGAUAUGUUGUAAGAAGCUGGAGUAUGUAAUUGAGAAGUUGGAUACCAUGCAACAGAACCUUGAACAGAGCACUGAUGAUGUUUAGCGAGCUGGCUACACAGUAGUUUGGGAGCAACAGAUGAUCGAGCAGUACGCAGAAGGAAUGUAGAAGCAUUCUAUCAACCUAUAAUUGCAGGAAGCUGUUGCUCAACUCUGGGACUGUAACUUGUGGUUUGCUUGUAUUCCAUGUUCUGUGACAGAGUUCUUAGUUUAGCUGCCUGUUGAUUCUCAGUAGCAUUGAUCUUGGCCUGAGUAGGAUAGGAAUAGCAUCCUUGAACUUAAAAUCGUGGGAUUUUAAGGCAGUGUAUUUUACUGAUGAGAAUUUGCUCUUCUGUAUUGCAUGGACUUGCUUCAUCCUUAGAACAUGUCUUUUGGUAUAUUGUUAACUCGUUUGUCAAUGAUGAUCUUCAUGUGAUCAUGUCAUUGCAAUUUAUGCUGUUUUGAUUUAAUUGUUCAUGCUGGUUCGACAUCCAUUGCAUUCGAAGCUCAUCAUGUUUUAUCUGCUGUAAAUACUGUAUGGCUAUUUAGUCUAGUUUAGAGAGCAGGUAAAACAUAAAUGAGCCAUUUAUCUGUCAUUAAUCUUGAAGUCUAUGACAUAUAAAAUGGUUGGGUAUGCCGCCAGAUCAACCUCUUGAAAUCCAAAGUAUAUUGAAGAUUCAUAUUCCAUUGUAUGAUUUUCAGUGUAUCUUCCAAGUGCAUCUUUUUUGUUUGCAGACUUAUUCUUUAAUGAAGGUCACCAAUGAGGUGAACAGCAUGUUUUAUUUCGAAGAUGGAGAGAACUCAUACCUUGAGUCCUAUUGGUUAUGUGUGAUGAACACAUGAAGUAACAAGUGUCUUCGGGAACAUACCUCUGCCCAAGAGGGGAAGGACCCAUUGGUGGGGUCAGAAGAGAAUGGUAGGCAAAAUCACAGAGGAAACUGAUGCUCUUAAGAGAUAUAUCAUUUCUUGUUGGAGUCUCUUGAGGCCUGGACUCAGGGAUAUGGCUGCUUAUGCCUACUCCAACUACUUGAUCAGGGAGUUCCACUGCAGCAUUUACAAAUAAGGGAAGCUCAACAAGCUUCAGAGAUAGUCGGCCAACCUCCAUACAUGUGCCCAAGUAGUGCAGCACACUACUAAGGCUCAGAAAAUGGAUAAUAGGCCUUGGCCUGAGUUCUGAUCUAAAUUAAGUCACUGGUGUCAGAAGACAAAGAGGUGACCACAUUCCUCACGUAGAGGGGUAAGCCAUAUAGGAGUUGAGGGAGACACUUGCUCAUGAUUUGUAGCCUCAGCUUUGUGCAGUUGAGGCCCCAGAACCUUGUGCCAAUGAGGAACCAGAAUUGGAAUCGACCCAACAUGUGCUGAUGAUGAGGUGGACAAUUGCUCCUAGCCUCCUAUUGUCUAGCUUGUAUCCGUCCACAAUUUAUGGCCCUUGGACCAAUCACCAACCGAGUGUGGAGCGGAGAAUAUAGUAAAUUACCAUCGAGAGCGAAUAACUGGACUUGACAAUAGAAUGAUGAUCAUGAACUCCCAAUUGAGGUUUGACAAAUCUGUAUGAAGAUGAACCAGAGGAUGCGCGAAUUGGAUGUUAGGUGGAAGAAAGAAGCAUACAUAUUUUCUCAAGAUAUAAAAGACACUUGUCUUGUUUGCUGUUGCAGGAAUGGCAGACCGAGAGCAAGGAGGCGAUACAUUCUUCGUGUGAUUGACUGAUCGUUAUACUCUGUAGCUGUAUAUAUGGUUAUAUGAGUACUGCUUUUUCUGCUACACUAGAUUAUUUCCAGUUGACAGUUGGUGUAGCAUAGAUUGACAUUCAGUGAGUUCUCUAGAUUUCCCCUUUACUUUGCCUCGCUCGUCCUUUUCACUUGUCCAUUUGGUUUUGCACUUGCCAACUGUCAUGCUGCAGCCUACCAAAGAAAUAGAAACGCCUGCAGCUUUGGCCAAAGCACUGAGUUGGUCCGAGCUCAGUUCACCAACUCUGUGAUUUGAUUUGAACUUUCGACUA
Sorghum bicolor (sorghum) is the source of this 2666-nucleotide messenger RNA. Its product is annotated as mediator of RNA polymerase II transcription subunit 11. Gene Ontology annotation, molecular function: transcription coregulator activity. The coding region runs from base 387 to 734 and encodes 115 amino acids. The transcript has 7 exons. The record is from RefSeq and is a predicted model, not a curated record. NCBI's taxonomy places the organism in Eukaryota, Viridiplantae, Streptophyta, Magnoliopsida, Poales, Poaceae. Gene Ontology annotation, cellular component: mediator complex. Gene Ontology annotation, biological process: regulation of transcription by RNA polymerase II.